Molecule: messenger RNA, 501 nt
Organism: Endocarpon pusillum Z07020
Lineage: Eukaryota; Fungi; Ascomycota; Eurotiomycetes; Verrucariales; Verrucariaceae
Exons: 2
Coding region: 1-501 (166 amino acids)
Source: RefSeq, a predicted model, not a curated record
AUGCCUGCAAGAGGUGGCAAAGGGACAACAUGGACACCCGAACUCGAACGCCACAUGCUCAUACUUGCAAUCACUGCGGCUGAUCUGAAACCUUCUACUGCGACAUGGAAUCUCGUUGCCCAAGCUAUGGGUAAUGGCAUUACUGCUUCUGCCGUCAGUCAGAAAUUCUCCAAGCUCAAGAAGGCUACAGAAACUGAAAACGGCGUAACGCCAGCCUCGACUACUUCUCCCGCAGUUGCCCCUUCAGUCAUUCCCAAGCAGCAAACAAAGAAGAAUGCCUCUGCUGCCACUGGGCGUAAGCGUAAAGCCGUAGGAACUACGGAGGACAAUGACAAACCAGCAAAGAAGAAGGCUGUCCGUGACAAGAAAGAUUCAGAUAACGAUGAAGAGCAAGUCGAAGACGCUGAGUUGGAUGCUGCUAUUGAUGAGAACGAGGAUCAAGCGGAUGGUAUUAAGGUUGAGGAAGAAGCUGAGGAAGAAGUUAGCGGCAGUCCAGCAUGA